Paraglomus occultum is the source of this 645-nucleotide messenger RNA. The record is from the annotation of a GenBank genome assembly. Lineage: Eukaryota; Fungi; Glomeromycota; Glomeromycetes; Paraglomerales; Paraglomeraceae.
AUGCAAGACGUUGUCAAGAUCAGCCUUCCUAUUGAUAAGUUAGAUCUGAAUGAAGUUGAUCCACGCGUACGAGAAGCCAUACAUGAAAAAUAUGUCGCUGAAAGAAUCGGGAACGAUAUAUAUAUCAAAUACGAUGGAAUGCAUAAACAACGGAUCCAUGUCAAGCUGAUUGUUUCUGCCACAAUACAUAAUCAAGAUUGGACUGCACUUAUGAAUACAAUAUGCGUAGUUGGACGCGAUGAGUUUCGACCAGACGUUGGAAUCUGGCUUCAAAGACCCACGUUUGGACAACAAGCAGAACCCAUCGUUAAUAAAUGUCCACCGCCUGACGUUUUCUAUAAUAACCAAGAUCGUGAAAACGCUUUGUCUAAAAUUGCCUUUGUUCAACAAUGUGUGAGUGGUAUCGAAUAUGUCGGAAUUGCCGUCCGCAAAGCCGUCAACCCUUUCCGACGAAAUCCAAACUCUGAGACAACUUCGACUCAUGCAACGCCACAAAGUCUCAGACCGAAUCGAGCGCCGUAUCUUAUUUAUUGGGAGGCGGAUAACAGUAUGAUCUACUAUGAAAUAGAUUGGAAUAAAUAUAUUGUUCUUAGAUGUGGAUGGAAGUUGGAAUUUAAUCUUAUACUUGAUGUAUUAAGUACUUGA